CCGCCGCGGGCCCCGGCGCGCCCCGCUUCCGCCCGACGGCGGAGACAGCCGCCCGGCCGGCGAGCCCUGAUGGACACUCGGGACAGCGGGUCACGGGCCUGUCCCCGGCGGCUCCUACUGGACUGAUCUCGCCUUGUGGGGCUGCGGGGACCGAGAGGCGGGGAGGGAGCUGGAGGAAAGGCAGAAGCUUCCUUUGAAAAUCGGCUUUGUUUGAGCGCACGCCGCGUCAGUGCGAGCCGCAGGGGCGGCCGGGGCUGCCCGCCCGACCCCGCCACGGCCCGGGCCGCGCCUCCCGGAGCAGCAGCCCCUGCAGAAACACUGACUACAGUACUGUACCUGCGGGUUCCAUCUGUCCUCAGCAAGUCAGAUGAAAGAAGGCUCAGCCUGGGGCACUCUGUUCACCCAACCAGGGAGACACAAGGACUGAAUGCCCGUGGCUCGGUCCCCCCAUGCCCGUCUGUCCCAAGUCCCUCUUCUGUCUGUUUUCUAGUUCAAUGAUUUCCCUCUUAUUCGAUUGCUUCCCCUUUGGCUGUGCCAGCCAGUAGAGUAGGUAAGUCCUGGGGUCAGGAAGGUCCUUUGGAGCCCCUCAGGCCAUGGAGCACCAGCAGGCUGAGCAUCCGGCCCCUGGGAAGGCCAAGCCUUCAGAGGGAUUGAAAGCUGCCAGCCACGAGCUCCCUCAGGACAAGGAUAGUGCCAAGGCUGAUGGGGCGCCAGCAAGGGCAGGUGGACAGGGGCCAGCAGACCAGGCCUUGCUGCCAGCCCCCAGCCCAGAGAACAUCGAGUCCUCUCUGCCUGAUGCUAGCUUCAGCCCAGAGGGACUUGCCCAGGGGGUGAAGCUGGAGGUAGAGACGGUGGGGGCAAAUUCCAGGCCUCGGGAGCUGCCUCAGCCACCCAGGGUGCGGCGGCCUGAGCUGGAUUCCUACUGUGUGAAGUGGAUCCCGUGGAAGGGAGAGUGGACGCCCAUCAUCACCCAGAAUGCUAAUGGUCCCUGCCCCCUCCUUGCCAUCAUGAAUAUCCUCUUUCUCCAGUGGAAGGUGAAGCUGCCCCCGCAGAAGGAAGUGAUCACAUCUGAGGAGCUCCUGGCUCACCUGGGAGACUGCCUCCUGUCUGUCAAGUCCCAGGAGAAGUUGGAGGGACUUCUUAACUUUCAGCAGAACAUGGAUGAUGCUGUGACGGUGUUGCCUAAACUGGCCACGGGGCUGGAUGUCAACGUGCGGUUCACAGGCGUGUCUGAUUUUGAAUACACGCCUGAGUGCAGCAUCUUCGACCUGCUGGGCGUCCCCCUGUACCAUGGCUGGCUGGUGGACCCACAGAGUCCUGAGGCCAUGAGCAUGGUGGGGAAACUGAGUUACAAUCAGCUGGUGGAGAAGAUCAUCAGCUGCAAGCACUCUAGCGACAGCAACGUGGUGAUGGAAGGCCUGAUUGCGGAGCAGUUCCUGGAGGCCACCGCAGCCCAACUGACCUACCACGGCCUAUGUGAGCUGACCGCGGCCGCCAGGGAGGGCGAGCUCAGCGUCUUCUUCCGGAACAACCACUUCAGCACCAUGACCAAGCACAAGAGUCACCUGUACCUGCUGGUCACUGAUCAGGGCUUCCUGCAGGAGGAGCAAGUAGUGUGGGAGAGUUUGCACAACGUGGAUGGGGACAGCUGCUUCUGUGAUGCUGAGUUCCACCUCAGCCACUCCCUCUGCCAGGAGCCUGGAGUCCCCAGAGUGUGCAACUCUCCUGAAAAGCAGAGGCAGCUGGACCAGCCCCAUCUGCAGGGACUUAGCGACCUGGAACUGGCGCAGCAGCUGCAGCAGCAGGAGUACCAGCAGCAGCCCACGCCCCCCAUGCCACAGGGCCGUGGAGCCGCAGUUGGACGCGCAGCCACUAGGGAGCGUCGGCAGAGGCCGAAGCAGGAGCUGGACUGUGCGCUCUUAUAGCCCUCCCUGGGCCAGACCCCUGCCUGUUGGAGUCAGAGCAGCAAGAGCCAAGGUCAGGCUCGUGGAUGUCGUUGCAUUCUCACGCUGUUGCCUUUCCUCCCAGCCACCCAGAGUGACCCGGGGGGUGGGGUGAGGCCCCUUGCCCUAAAUCUCCACACUGGUCUCAGGGCUCUGGGGGGAGUCUCGCCAUUUCCUGCCAGCUGGCCUCUCUCUGUAGAUUUCAAGGUUGGAUUUGGGUUUCUAGCUCCCUCAUUUGUAAAGUCUGCCCUGGGUUUGGAAAUAAAAACUUUCCCCCCCCCCGCCCCACCCUCCACCUGGAAAUAAAAACUUUUUUCCUGA
Sorex araneus (European shrew) is the source of this 2264-nucleotide messenger RNA. RefSeq names its product MINDY lysine 48 deubiquitinase 1 (gene MINDY1). Gene Ontology annotation, molecular function: K48-linked deubiquitinase activity; cysteine-type carboxypeptidase activity; cysteine-type deubiquitinase activity. The record is from RefSeq and is a predicted model, not a curated record. Gene Ontology annotation, cellular component: cytosol; cell periphery. Bases 594 to 1925 code for a protein of 443 amino acids. NCBI's taxonomy places the organism in Eukaryota, Metazoa, Chordata, Mammalia, Eulipotyphla, Soricidae. Gene Ontology annotation, biological process: protein K48-linked deubiquitination. The transcript is spliced from 10 exons.